AUGGCGUCUGAGAUUCGAGAAUUUCUUGAGAAAAACAACCUCUCUCAAUACUUCGACAACUUUAUAGAUCAAGGUUAUGAUGAUAUGGAUCAAAUACUUUCAAUGGCCAGCAACCCCUUAGAGCUUAAUAGCCUGAUGAAAGAUGUCGCUAUGUUUGAAAAACCCGGACCCAAAAAAAGGUUCUUUGGGGCUGUCCAAAUAUUGGCCUCGAAAGUUGAGCAUAGGGGAGCAGUGGAAAGCCCAGAAACUGGGCUGAAUGUGUCUGAAAGUAACCAAGGAAGUGCUAAUGAUGUAUCUAUUUGUGAGUAUCAAAAUUCAAGGCCUGGUAUUAUUAUUAUCACUACUAUGUUAUCUUAG
Messenger RNA from Paramuricea clavata, 357 nucleotides. NCBI's taxonomy places the organism in Eukaryota, Metazoa, Cnidaria, Anthozoa, Malacalcyonacea, Plexauridae. The record is from the annotation of a GenBank genome assembly.